GUGAAAUAAUCGAGCAUGAGGUGGUGAAUCUUCAUGUUCUCAGUUGCAAGGUCUGUAUCUUUGAGACAAAUAUACCUGUUCCUGAUUUCAGCUUCCACUUACUGAUUGUUUCCCUACAAGGUGUAACUGUGAAUGGGCAAUUAAUUGGAGCUCCUGCACCGCCCAACGGCCACAAGAAGCAUCGGACUUACUUCAGCACCAUCACUAUCCUCAACAAUAAGCCAGAGAGAUCUUACCUAGAGAUCACACCCAAAAGAAUCAUCCUGGAUGAUGGGGAAAGGCUUCUUCUGUCCUGUGGUCGGAGGGCUGUUGUGCAAAGCAGCAGCCUCGAGGUGUCCAUCUCUGCCAAUUCCAACAUCACUGUGACGAUACGAGACACCAUCAGCUUUGUCAUCCUCAUCCACCGUUACAAGAAGCCAGCCUCAUAUCAGAGGAGUCACUUGGGGUUCUACAUUUCCAACAGUAAAGGCCUCUCUUCUGUUUCCCAUGGGCUACUGGGUCAGUUCUUGAACCACGAAGUUAAACUUCUCCAGGAAUCUCUAAACACAAGUCAUCAGCAGGUUGGUCAGAAUCAAACGGCAGCACUGCAGCCAAACCCUACCAACACCCUGAAAGUGAAGGGACAGCUCAUUCCUGUGGUGUGGAAGCAGAGGAGGAUCUGCAAUGGCCAGCAGGAAGUUGAGUGCUGGUUUGCCAAAAACAAUGCAGACAAACUGAUCGAUGGGAGCUAUCAAGACUAUUUGGCUUCUCAUCCUUUUGACACAGGGACUAGCUUUGGGACAAGUAACAGCCUUUAAGACGGACCAGAGCCAUGCAUUGCAGCAGCAUGUGUGACAGUGGUUCCCUUCUGAAGCCUCUAGAGCUAGGCAACUUAUGAAUAUUUCUUUACUUUUUGGUGCCAAAGAAACCAAGGCUUUUUGCCCUUGGAAAUCAGCUGUCUCUCUUCCAUGCUAGAUGGAUGUUGUUCAUCAAAUUCCUGAAGACAAGGAGGUUGGGGGG
Molecule: messenger RNA, 999 nt
Organism: Pezoporus occidentalis (night parrot)
Lineage: Eukaryota; Metazoa; Chordata; Aves; Psittaciformes; Psittacidae
Product: inter-alpha-trypsin inhibitor heavy chain H5-like
Exons: 2
Biological process (GO): hyaluronan metabolic process
Molecular function (GO): serine-type endopeptidase inhibitor activity
Source: RefSeq, a predicted model, not a curated record